AUCAGCAUAGAAGAUGUUGAGCAUGUGUUGGGCUUGCCGAGGGGAAAUAUUAAGAUAAGUAACAAAGCAAGGAGUGAGAAAUGUAGCUUGGUUGAGGAGUGGAGAGCAGAAUUUGGCAAGAAGGAUAAUAGGAUAACGCCGUUGGAGUUGGGUCAGAAGCUGUUGACAUACGAGGAGGGUGGGGUGUGGUUUGUUCGCCAUUUUGUGUUGUUGGUAGUGGCACUUCUCGUAGAUACUCCAAGCCAUGGUUACGUUAACCCUGCUGUGUUGAAGAACAUAGCUAACAUUGAUUCAGUAAUGAGAUUGAAUUGGUGUGAAUAUGUGCACAGGACAUUGAUAGACAGUGCAAUCAGAUGGGAGGAUGGAAAGAGUAAAUACUUCACAGGACCAUUCAUGUUUCUGAUGGUUUUCUAUGUUGAUAGGGUGGUUCUUUACAAUAGGGAUGUGGAGAGGACAGCACCUGCUUUUGUUGGCUGGACAUCAAAGAUACUUAGGGAUAGAGAGAAUAAAGAAGUGAAGGCUGGUGGAUUUGGUUUGGGAUUUGACGAUGGAAAGUAUGUGUGUGAGAAAUCUGUAGCUGAGGAAAACAACGCGGAUGACAAUGCAAAGGGGGCAGAAGGCAUUGAGGUUCGAGGAGAGAAAGAUUCUAUUUUGAGAGAAGGCACUCAGCAGACUGAGAUGCGAGAUGAGGAUGGUGAUGUCUUGAAGUUUGCAGAAAAGGGUAAGAUGCUGGCAAAGACAGUCGUGGAGUUAGUGUCGUUAAUGGAGGGUGCACCAGCUGAGGCGAUGAAGAACGAUGUUUAUGUGGAAUUGCAGAUUGCUGCUGGAAGGUUACUGGGAUUAGUGAAUAAAAAU
Cuscuta campestris is the source of this 855-nucleotide messenger RNA. Lineage: Eukaryota; Viridiplantae; Streptophyta; Magnoliopsida; Solanales; Convolvulaceae. The record is from the annotation of a GenBank genome assembly.